AUGCCGGGGUUUGAGGAAGAAAUUUUACCGAAUUCUUCGCCAAAUUAUAACGAUCUGAUUGAGUCCACGGACCUCUUUGGUUGGCAGGCAGACCUUGCUGAAGGUCAGUCAAUAGAUUACCGCGAGUUUGAAGCGGAGACUGAAAUAUCUCCGUACGAAUUCGCCUCUCCGCUGACCUAUACCGCUUUUGUGCAUUCGGACAUUGAAUUUACCGUGCUGUUGUCAGCCGCCGCGCACACGCUCUCGGCCGAGGCCAAAGUCCUGCCUGGAGGCAACGUUGAGUUGUGGGGCAUGCUGGUGGUAACGUUGAUGGUCAUGGUUAAAAAACAACAAAAUGUAGACGAGGUCCCGGGAGCCGGCGUGCCGCAGCUAUAG
This is a messenger RNA of Pyricularia grisea, 375 nucleotides long. RefSeq lists its product as uncharacterized. The transcript is spliced from 2 exons. NCBI's taxonomy places the organism in Eukaryota, Fungi, Ascomycota, Sordariomycetes, Magnaporthales, Pyriculariaceae. The coding region runs from base 1 to 375 and encodes 124 amino acids. The record is from RefSeq and is a predicted model, not a curated record.